CAUGCGCAGGUCAGCCAAAUUUGCCAUUCUGUUGUGCUUGCCUGACUGACAGCUCUAGCCCUACUAAUUUUUAAGGGAAUCUGCAGAAAGUGAGAGUCAUUUGAAAAUUGAGAUGGCAGAUACUGGUAAAGAUUACAUAACAAACAGCUCUGAUCCAAAGAACAUCCAGGAUUUAACACAAUUUGUCCAGAACCUUCUACAACAGAUGCAGGAUAAAUUCCAAGGAAUGUCGGACCAAAUUAUCAAUAGAAUUGAUGAAAUGGGGAACCGUAUUGAUGACUUGGAGAAGAAUAUUGCUGACCUUAUGACCCAGGCUGGAGUAGAGGAACGUGCAUAAGUCCAGUAUUUCAUCAUUACUUCCUGUGUGGUAUUAGAUUGUGUGCCUUAGUGAUCAGUGUGCAUUUCUCACCAGUAGACAGUGCAACUUGCAGAACAAAUGUAACCAAAAUUCAUGAAUGCAAUGUUUUGAAAAUCAGUACAUUUUACAUUGUCACAUUUCGGCUUAUUGUGUCAGCAUAAUUCUUAGGGGUAUAUAUCAAAGUGGAAUGCAUGCUUUGAAAGGUUAUUGAUCAAUUCUGAAAGAUCAUUACAACAAUUUGUUGUUUUUCAGACCAUUGUGAUAAGUGUAUUAUUUAUUUUGUGUUUUAUCAGCGAAGAAAAAAAUCACAAAUAUAUUAUAGUUUUGUACACA
Molecule: messenger RNA, 691 nt
Organism: Ostrea edulis (European flat oyster)
Lineage: Eukaryota; Metazoa; Mollusca; Bivalvia; Ostreida; Ostreidae
Product: heat shock factor-binding protein 1-like
Exons: 3
Coding region: 113-337 (74 amino acids)
Biological process (GO): cellular heat acclimation
Cellular component (GO): nucleus; cytosol
Molecular function (GO): transcription corepressor activity
Source: RefSeq, a predicted model, not a curated record